This is a messenger RNA of Lycium ferocissimum, 667 nucleotides long. RefSeq lists its product as uncharacterized. The record is from RefSeq and is a predicted model, not a curated record. NCBI's taxonomy places the organism in Eukaryota, Viridiplantae, Streptophyta, Magnoliopsida, Solanales, Solanaceae. The transcript has 2 exons. Bases 78 to 527 code for a protein of 149 amino acids.
AACUAUGAACACACUGAAUUCCUAUAAAUUAAGCUCAUUUGACCCUUGUGGAAAAAAUACCUUGGAAAACAAUAAAGAUGGCAAAAUUCAUCGCAGAUACGAAGAGCAAGUUUCAAGAUCUGUUUGAAUACCUUGUUUCAUGUGGAAAAUCUUCUAAAGAACCAGGAACUGAUCAGCAAGGGCUAGCACAGGACCAUGGACUAGUAAUAAUACCAGGAAAUGCACAAGAUGGCUAUGCACCAAUAGUACCAAUAAUAAUAGGUGAUGAACCAAGAAAUGAACAAGGCAAUAAUGGACCAAUAGUACCAAUUGGUGAACAACAAGACUUUGCAAUUUUUCCACCAGGAGAUGAAAGGAAUAAUUUUAUUGAUUUACCAGAAGAUACACAAGAAAAGGACAAGGAAAAUAAUAAUAAUAAUGAAGAAUAUCAUGGAGGUCCUGUACACCCUGAUGGUAAAGCAUAUAUUUCAAGACCUCCAGGCAAAAGAUCAGCUCCUGAUCCUAAAACUGGUUCAUAUAAUAAAUAAACACAAAAAAUGUAUAAAUCCUAUUAAUGUUGUUCAUUUGACCAAUAUGUAUCCUGCACGUGAGCCUGUGGGGUUGUGUUUUUUAUUUUUGUCUUUUUGUUAUUUACUUUGUAUUAUUUGUUAUGUUCAUCUUUCUCAUA